This is a messenger RNA of Thermothielavioides terrestris NRRL 8126, 2303 nucleotides long. RefSeq lists its product as uncharacterized. The record is from RefSeq and is a predicted model, not a curated record. Lineage: Eukaryota; Fungi; Ascomycota; Sordariomycetes; Sordariales; Chaetomiaceae. Bases 360 to 2210 code for a protein of 616 amino acids. The transcript has 3 exons.
AGCCACGGCAGCCUGCGCCCCGCGCGUGGACGGAUGCGGCUCCAAACGUAACGUGCUGCCCGCUGCCUGCUGCUCUCUGCAUAUAUUUCUGCACAGACAGCAUCGGCCGUCGGCCCCUUCGGUCGGCCCCUGGCCUGGGCUGCCGCCUGCGCAGCAUUCCAGCCAUACCCUGAUCUCGGCACCCCAUGAAACGGUGCGCGCCCCUUCGGCGACCAGACCCGAGCUCCGAGCCGAGUCCGCCGGUCCUGCCGCCCUCGAUCCCGACCCCGAACCCGAACCCGGCCCCGGUCCCGACCCCGGCCCCGGUCCCAAUGGCAUCUGCAUCACUGAACUCAGCCGGCGACCCCCCGCCACCUGCGAUGGAGCCGGGGCCCCGGUUCUUCUGGUCGCUGGAGCGGCUUCCCGCCGAGCUGCUGCAACCCAUCGCCGAGGGUCUGAUUCCCCAGUGCCCGCUGACAACCCGCUUCGCUCUCCGCCCCUCGGGCACGUGGGAGUUCCGGGAUGCCAGCCACCAGUGGGCUGACUGGCUGGUGAGCCACCACAACCUGCUGUCCUUUGCGCAGACGUCGCGCCGCAUGGCCGCCAUCGCCAGGCCCCUUCUGUACCACACUCUCGUCAUUCCAACCGCAAGAGCCCUAGUCCUGCUCUUCCGCCGCGUAAACGAACGUCCGGAGAUCGGGCCCUGGAUUCGCAGCAUCACCUGUCUCGCCAAUGUCGCUGGUGCCGUCACCGUUGCCGAGGUGCAUCGCGAGUGGGAAAGACAGGCUGGAGGUCGUAGCUGGAACAGCCGGCAGGCGGAGACCAACGACUACGACCCGCGGAUCGGCUUAGAGCUGCUCAAGGCCAUCCUCCUGAAGGCACCCAACCUACGUGACUUCCUCCUCGCCUGCCCCGACCAUGAUCUCGUCCCGCGCGACGCUGAGCCCCCAGAUCAACUGCUUCCUAACUUCCGGGAUGCUGUUCUCCGCUACCGGACCGAGUUCUCGCCCGCCGCGUCGGAAGCGGUAUUGAAUUUCGUCCCGCUCGGGCUCAUGCGCAACUUGACUUCGUUGCGCAUUUACUGCCACCGUGAAGACGGCGACCGCCAGCUGACGCUGUCCCGCCUCCUGGCUGAUCACGUCGUUGAGACCUUACAGUUGCUGCCUCAUGUCAAGACGCUAGAACUUUGUUGCGCGUCAGCCGACAAGCUCCGGGCGCCCGACAUCGUUCUCCCGCCAUUACCCCACAUCGAGCACCUCCGCCUCUACGGCAGUCACAUCCAUGAGCCAAGGCUGGUUGCCCUGUGCCUGGCCUGCGUUAACCUCCAGUCGCUGGUCGUGCACUUCGAGUCGAGCUCGACCGACGAGGACAGAGAUCUGCUGCCCGAGGGCAAGACGCUGAACGAGGCGCUUGCCGGGCUGGCGGGGUCGUUGCGCAUGCUCGAGCUGGUCGCCCUGUCCGAGGGGCAUUACUUGACGCGCGGAAGGGAACGGCCAAGGAAACCGGAAAACCAUCGGCUGACCUGCAUCCCCGAGCUGGUGCGACUGGACCGCUUGACGCUGGACUACCGGGGCGUCUUCGGCACGCUCGGGAUUCUGGAGGAAGACGACGGGGAGAGACUGUGCCAGCUGCUCCCGCCCUCGCUCCGCGACUUUACGCUAGUGUGCGAGUGGGGCACCGCGAGGGACUGGAAGCAGAGCUACCUUGCCAACUUGGACAUGGUCCUCCACGGCGUCGAGUGUCUCUGCGCCAGCCCGUCCCACCGGCUGUCCAGCAUCUCGCUCGCUAUACACUCGUGGCCGGCGGAAAGCCGAUUCCACAGGCGGUUCAAGAGAGAGGUCGAGGCGGCGAGGCAACGCUGCGCAAGGGCGGGCAUCCUCUUCAGGACUUUUGACCUGCUGCCGUCGUACCAGGACGAGGACGAGAUAGAUCCCGUGGAGGAGGGGCAGGAGGAGUCUGACGAAGCGGGGGAUGAAGACGAGCACGAGGUUAGGGCCGAAGAAGAGCUCGCAGGGCACAUCCCGCCGGAGGAGGAACUCGAGCUCGAGGAGGAGGAUGAGGCCUCCGAGUACUAUGUCACAGAUGAAGAGGAGUCGGAUCCAGAGCGAGAAGCCCGGCGGCCGCCGACGUUUAACGCUUUUUUGCAGCGCCUCGGCGACGACCACGGGCACAGCCUGGAUGAGCUGUUCUACGCCUACCACGAGGACCGGUGGGACGAGUAUCUCUUCUGAGGACUGGGCCUGGAAGCUCGAUGAGUUUGACGUGGUCGGAAUAGUGCUGAUUCUGGUUGCUGGAACAUCCCCCGCGAGACGUCGGGGGCUCAG